Nannospalax galili (Upper Galilee mountains blind mole rat) is the source of this 3192-nucleotide messenger RNA. RefSeq names its product zinc finger protein 184 (gene Znf184). Lineage: Eukaryota; Metazoa; Chordata; Mammalia; Rodentia; Spalacidae. The coding region runs from base 395 to 2641 and encodes 748 amino acids. Gene Ontology annotation, biological process: regulation of transcription by RNA polymerase II. The record is from RefSeq and is a predicted model, not a curated record. Gene Ontology annotation, molecular function: RNA polymerase II cis-regulatory region sequence-specific DNA binding; DNA-binding transcription factor activity. The transcript is spliced from 5 exons.
GACGUCACCCUGCGGGCCUGCGUGACGUGACCGGCGCGGGAGGAAGCCUGGCGCCCGGGAAGGGGGCGCGCCUCCUGAGCGGCGCGGGGCCGCGGGGUCCCGGAGGCUUUGUUCCUUUGUUUCGGCCUCCACCGGCCCUGCUCCCGGUGGCCCCGUCGCGUCAGGCCCUCGGCCGCGGGUCGCGGGGCGUCCGGGAGGAGGCGGUGCUGCGCUGCGGUGGGGUUCCAGUGGCCCCAGCCCCUCACCUCCCGGACACCUCCGGGCCCCCUCCCGGCACUCUCCCGGCCGGCCCCGGGCCGAGAUCCCCUCCGAGGAGGCCGGACGACCGAGCUCCGGAGUGCGGCGCCUGCGGUGCUGGGACCCUGUGUCCAGGAGGGCGCGAUGAGCUCCUGAGAUGGCAGGUCUGUCCGCACCAGACUCUGCCUGCCUCCAGGAGGGACGUCCCCUACUCCCAUUGGCUAAUUUUCAGGAAUCUGUGACCUUCAAGGAUGUGGUCGUGAAUUUCACCCAGGAAGAAUGGAAACACCUGGAUCCUACACAGAGAGAUUUGUUCAGAGAUGUGACACUGGAAAAUUAUACACACCUGGUCUCCAUAGGACUCCAGGUUUCCAAACCGGAUGUGAUUUCCCAGCUCGAGCAAGGGACAGAGCCAUGGAUUGAGGAGCCAUGCAUUCCUGUCAGUGCCUUGGCAGACUGGGAGACAAGACCUGAAAACCAUGUGUCACACCCACAACUGGGCAUUUCUGAAGUGAAUCUGUCAUCAGAGACAGUAGACAGACACAAAAGGAAUGAGUCCUGGAGCUCCAAUGCUUUGGAAACUUGGAAACCUGAAGGCGGUUUAGAGCAAUUUCAGGCAAACCAACAGAGACCGCCAAGGGAAAUAAAAAUAACUGAGAACACAGCACCCACUUGUGAAAGCAGCAUCAGUUUGAGUUCAAGCUUGGUAGCACAGCAGGUAGCACCCCCACAGCAUGCUUCCUCCGGGACAGGUGCCAGACAGAAUGCCCGCCCGGUUAAAAAGGAGAAGCUGUGCAAGUGCAGUGAGUGUGGUAAGGCUUUCACUUACUGCUCUGCCCUCAUUCGCCAUCAGAGAACACAUACUGGAGAAAAACCCUACAAGUGUAAUGAGUGUAACAAAGCUUUCAGCCGAAGUGAAAACCUUAUAAACCAUCAGAGAAUCCAUACAGGAGAUAAACCAUACAAAUGUGAUCAGUGUGGAAAGGGUUUCAUUGAGGGCCCAUCUCUCACUCAGCAUCAAAGAAUUCACACUGGAGAAAAGCCCUACAAAUGUGAUGAAUGUGGGAAAGCCUUCAGUCAGAGGACCCAUCUUGUUCAGCACCAGAGAAUCCACACUGGUGAGAAACCAUACACUUGUAAUGACUGUGGAAAGUCCUUCAGCCAGAGAGGUCACUUUAUGGAACAUCAGAAAAUUCAUACAGGAGAAAAACCUUUCAAAUGUGAUGAAUGUGAAAAAACCUUCACCAGGAGCACACACCUUACUCAGCAUCAAAAAAUUCAUACUGGAGAGAAAACCUAUAAGUGUAACGAGUGUGGGAAGGCCUUCAAUGGGCCCUCAACGUUUAUUCGUCACCACAUGAUUCAUACUGGAGAAAAACCAUAUGAAUGUAAUGAAUGUGGAAAAGCUUUCAGUCAGCACUCAAACCUCACUCAACAUCAAAAAACGCACACUGGGGAGAAACCUUACGAUUGUGCAGAAUGUGGAAAAUCAUUUAGUUACUGGUCAUCCCUUGCUCAACAUCUGAAAAUUCACACGGGAGAAAAGCCCUACAAGUGCAGUGAGUGUGGAAAGGCCUUCAGUUACUGCUCAUCCCUUACUCAGCAUCGGAGAAUCCACACACGAGAAAAACCCUUUGAGUGCAGUGAGUGUGGAAAGGCCUUCAGUUACUUGUCAAAUCUUAAUCAGCACCAGAAAACUCACACCCAGGAAAAAGCUUAUGACUGUAAGGAAUGUGGGAAAGCUUUUAUUCGGAGUUCAUCGCUUGCUAAGCAUGAAAGAAUCCAUACUGGAGAGAAGCCUUACCAGUGCCAUGAGUGUGGGAAAACCUUCAGCUAUGGCUCAUCCCUGAUUCAGCAUAAGAAAAUCCACACUGGAGAAAGGCCAUACAAGUGUAACGAAUGUGGGAGAGCCUUCAACCAGAAAGUACACCUUACACAACACAAGAGGAUUCAUACGGGAGCAAAGCCCUACGUGUGUCUCCAAUGUGGGAAGGCCUUUCGACACGGUUCAUCUCUUGCCCAGCAUCAAAAAACUCACACAGAAGAAAAACCGUAUCAGUGUAGUAAAUGUGAGAAAACAUUUAGCCAGAGCUCUCAUCUGACCCAGCAUCAGCGCAUCCACACAGGCGAAAAGCCCUAUAAGUGCAAUGAAUGUGACAAAUCCUUCAGCCGGAACACGCACCUAACUGAGCACCAGAGCACUCAUGCUGGAGAGAAACCUUACAACUGCAGUGAGUGCCCGAGGACUUUCAGCCAGAGUGCAUACCUUAUUCAGCACCAGAGGAUUCAUUCAGGAGAGAAGCCUUUUGGGUGUGAUGACUGUGGAAAAGCCUUCAGGUAUCGCUCUGCUCUUACCAAACACCAGAGACUGCACCCUGGUACUGCUCCUCUGGGAACAUUGUAACUGUAGCCCCUGUGUUCAUUUUGGCUUGUACUGACAGAGUGGGGGGAGGAACUGUUUAAAGUAUCUUAAACUUUUCCUAUGGCACUGUAAUCGAGAGGCCAUUGGCCGAACUAAUCCAAGUAUGUUCUUAAACAACUUUGUGACAUUUUAAGUUUCCUCUGAAAGAUUUGGAAUAGAUGAUUUGAAGAUAGCUUGGAGUUUUAUACUCAGUUUUGUAUAUUUACAGCAUAUUCUUAAAUAGUUUAUACAUCCACACUUUGCGUUGAAUCUUCAUGUGUGUUUAUGCAUGUUUUGCUAGUAGAGGGAACUUUUGUGCUUCAGUGAUUAGGGAUCUGUUGUGCUCCUGCUCUGAUGCACUUAUGUUCAGGUAACUGGUCUCUAAUAAAAAAAAUUAUAACCUCAAAUUCAAUUGCAUAUAAAGCUGAAUUCCAGUGACUAUUAAAACUUAGUAGCAAGUUCAUUGUUGUGUACCCUCCCAGCUACUCAGGAGGCUGAGGUGAGGGUGUCCCUUGAGCCUAGGAGUUCUAGACCAGGCUGGAUGACAUAGUGAA